Epithele typhae is the source of this 1539-nucleotide messenger RNA. Its product is annotated as amidohydrolase. Gene Ontology annotation, molecular function: dipeptidase activity. Lineage: Eukaryota; Fungi; Basidiomycota; Agaricomycetes; Polyporales; Epitheliaceae. The record is from RefSeq and is a predicted model, not a curated record. The transcript is spliced from 11 exons. Bases 1 to 1539 code for a protein of 512 amino acids.
AUGGAGCUUGAAGCGGGAUGUGGUGGUUGCUUUUGCGGUCUUAGGUUCCGUUCUCCGAAAUCCAGGAACAAGACCAGCGUUGCACUCGUCGAGGAGACCAAGAAAACCAUAACCUCUCCACAAGUGAACGAAAGGGGCGAAACAGCCUCCUUACCCGAGUCCCAGAAUCCGCCCCCGAGUUACUUGCACUAUAUCAACCACUGGUACGGCUCCCCGGAUAUCACAACCACCAACACAUUAUGGACGCCGGAAAAGCCGCCCGCAUACUCUGAGGAGGAAGACAUACCUCCAGAGGUGCUUGCAACCAUGGAGAAGCACCUCAAGGCGCUAUCGCCUCAGCUGCGCCAGCUCAGCCUCGACAUCUGGGGCAGAUACGCGCAUGACCGCCUGACAGCCUUGAUGACCUCGCACGGCUUCGACGUCACCCCGCACUACCUCGGGCUCGCCACCGCCUUCCGCGCCGCGUACACUCACGCCCCCACGUCCAAAUCGCCCAACGAGAAGGGCGCGGCGCGCAGCACGCGCGUCAUCGGCGUGAACGCGGAGAUGGACGCGCUCCCCGGGAUCGGACACGCGUGCGGCCACAACCUCAUCGCGAUGGCGGGCGUCGGCGUCGCGCUCGCCCUCAAGGCCGCGCUCGCGGCGCACGGCGUCCCCGGCACGAUCGUCCUCCUCGGCACCCCCGCGGAGGAGGGCGGCGGGGGGAAGAUCCAGCUGCUCGAGCGCGGCGCGUACAGGGAGAUGGACGCGUGCGUCAUGUGUCACCCGGCCGCGGGCCCGGAGAACAGCGCGAUGAUGUGGAAGUCCGUCGCGGCCCAGCACAUGGAGAUCGAGUUCUUCGGGCACGGCGCGCACGCUGGGGCCGCACCUUGGGAGGGCCAGAACGCGCUCGACGCCGCGUUCGUCGCGUACUCCGCGAUCUCGGCGCUCCGCCAGCAGAUCAAGCCCGACCACCGCGUGCACGGGGUCGUCUCGGGGCGGAACUGGGCGCCGAACGUGAUUCCGGAUUACGCGCUGCUCAAGUACAUCGUGCGCGCGCCGACGUGGGCUGAGCUGGAGGUGCUCCGUGAGAGGAUACUCGCCUGCUUCCAAGCGGCCGCGCUGGCGACCGCGUGCAAGGUGAAGAUCAGCAUGGACCACGGCUACUACGAGCUGCGCAACAACUCCGUGCUAGGGGGCGUUUUCUCUCGCGUCGUGGGCCACCAAUACGGAAUGGGCAUGUCCACCGCCGAGGGGAUAAACGCAUCGACCGACUUCGGAAACGUGACGUUCGAGCUGCCCGCCAUCCACCCCGCGUACGCGAUCCGGACUGAGCCCAACGGAGCCAACCACACGCCGCAGUUUGCCCAGUCCGCUCGCUCGAAACAGGCCCACGAGCAGACGCUGAAGGUCGCGCUCGGCCUCGCGGCAGUGGGGUUCAAAGUCUUGGACGACGCCAAGUUCAUGGCGAAGGCGAAAGAGGCGUUCGAGGCGGCAAAAGCCGCUCAUGAAGCGACCACCUCGUUUGCUUCGGACGUCGCGCUCGCCCAUGGGGAGUGA